Pistacia vera is the source of this 4069-nucleotide messenger RNA. Its product is annotated as protein ALWAYS EARLY 2. Gene Ontology annotation, biological process: regulation of transcription by RNA polymerase II; regulation of cell cycle; DNA-templated transcription. The record is from RefSeq and is a predicted model, not a curated record. Lineage: Eukaryota; Viridiplantae; Streptophyta; Magnoliopsida; Sapindales; Anacardiaceae. Gene Ontology annotation, cellular component: nucleoplasm; transcription repressor complex. Gene Ontology annotation, molecular function: DNA binding. The coding region runs from base 283 to 3792 and encodes 1169 amino acids. The transcript has 20 exons.
UUACCGAUUUGUUAGUUAAUUUGAAAUUUUGGUUUUUGAAUGUGUCUGAUUCGGUUCAAGCUUUUGUUUUCUGAAAGUGUUACUGGGUGUUCUUUUAUUUUCUCGAAACAGUUUUUGAAUCUAAGCUUCAUUUAGGGUACUUGUAGUGAAUUUAAAUUGGGGGGUAUUUUGAUUUGCAAUGCUGCGAUUUUUAAUGGGUUCUAAGUCUUAAUCUUUUCUGGGAUUGCUGUUUUCAUCGAUCUAUUCUCUUACAAAAUACUUCUGCUCUAGAAAAGUUUGUUGAUGGCCCCAACGAGAAAAUCUAGAAGUGUGAAUAAGCGAUACGCAAACGAGGCGUCUCCCGUUAAAGAUGUCAGCAGUUCAAGCAGAAGUAAGCAAAAGAAGAAAUUGUCUGAUAAAUUAGGACCUCAAUGGAGCAAGGGGGAGCUUCAGCGUUUUUAUGAAGCUUAUCGAAAUUAUGGAAAAGAUUGGAAAAAGGUGGCUGCACAAGUUCGUAACAGAUCUGUUGAAAUGGUGGAGGCCCUCUACAAUAUGAAUCGGGCAUACUUGUCCCUGCCAGAGGGAACAGCAUCUGUGGUUGGCCUUAUUGCAAUGAUGACAGAUCACUAUAAUGUCCUGGAAGGCAGUGAUAGUGAACGAGAGAGCAAUGAUGCUUCUAGCAUACCACAAAAAUCUCAGAAACGCAAGCGAGGGAAACAUCAGCUAGGUGCCUCAAAAGAAGAUGUUUUAAUGUCUUGGUCAAUGGCAUCAACUGAUGGAUGCCUAUCGUUGUUGAAGAGAGCACGCUCAGAUGGUAGUCAGCCUCGUGCAGUAAAGAAAAGGACACCUCGCAUCCCUGUUUCAUAUUCUUAUAAGAAAGAUAAUAGAGUCAAUUAUACUUUACUGAAUAACAAAAAGCAGGAGUCGGAAGUUGAUGCUAAUGAUGAUGAGGUUGCACACGUGGCAGCGUUAGCAUUAACUGAGGCAUCACAAAGGGGAGGAUCUCCACAAGUUUCUCAGUCACCAUACAAAAGAACAGAGCAUGGAAAAUCCUCACCAGUUCAGAGCUGGGAUAAAACAACAGCUCAUGCCAAACUUUGUGCUGCUUCUCUGUCUGAAGAAAGAUCUCAAGGUAGAACGGGAAGCAGAAAACCUGAAAAUGGUUUUUCUGCUAGAGAUAGAAGUUCAAUGCCUAUGGAAGGUGUCGGUACAGUUGAAGUUCACAGAAAGGGAAAAAAGAUUUACAGAAAGAAAAUGAAAGUUGAAGAGGUCAGAAACAGUCUGUCUGAUGAUGGGGCUGAAGCAUGUAGUGGUACUGAAGAAGGAACGAGCGCUCUAAAGGGUAAAGCUGACACAGAGGUUUUAAAUGCAAAACAUGAGCGAUUCCCUCCAAGAGGUCAGAGGAAGAAAAAGAAGAAACUUUUCUUUGGAGAUGAAAACUCCUCCUUGGAUGCUCUGCAAACGUUGGCUGAUUUAUCCUUAAUGUUCCCAGACUCUACAAUGGAAUCUGAAUCAUCUGCACAGUUGAAGGAAGAAAGAACUGUAACUGAUAUGGAUGACAAGUCUAGUGCACCUGAAGCUACAUCUACUAGUAUUCCUGAUAAACUUUCCGGGCCCAAAGAGAAGGCAAUGAGAACUAUUACUGAAGUGGAAGGUGUUAUCCCAAGAAAGUCUAAACAGGGAAGAUACUCAGAUAUUGAUGUUGAAGUUGUCACAGAGGCAAAAGAACAGCCAGAGCCUCUAAGUAAUUCGAUGAAAAAAAGGCGCAAACCUAUUUUCACAAAAAAGUCUUCAAAUGCUGAAGCUCUUGCAGAUUCUCAUUUGAAUAGAACUUUGGAGAGUGAGGCCUCACCUGGAGGAGAUAGUAAAAUUUCUAUUAAGGGUAAGCGCACCAACCAAGUUUCUGCUCAGUCGAAGCAAUGGAAACCGGGUAGGGUAUUGGAAGCUUCUGCUAUUAGUAGUGAUCAGAAAAGAGCAAGGAUAGAUUUAGUGGCAUCAACUGCACAACUUCCUGCUGCAAGCCAAGGUAGCAAGCAAAGAAGACAAAAGAUGCAUUUACAGAGGAAAUUUAGUUCAAAAGAGCUGAAGCCUUCUGAGAGCAUAUUGAAAAACCAGCCAAAUAAAUGCUUAAUCUCACAACAAGACAAGGUUAUCUCUCCAAAGGCACAGGAAAACCUUUCUUGUUGCUUGUCAUCUGAAUUGGUGCGUAGAUGGUGCACUUUUGAAUGGUUCUACAGUGCAAUCGAUUAUCCUUGGUUUGCUAAUAGGGAGUUUGUGGAGUAUUUGAAUCAUGUUGGACUAGGGCACAUUCCAAGGCUUACUCGUGUGGAAUUGGGUGUCAUAAGAAGUUCCCUUGGCAAACCUCGGAGGUUUUCUGAACGCUUUCUGCGUGAUGAAAGAGAAAAACUCAAACAUUACCGGGAAUCAGUGAGAAAACAUUAUGCUGAACUUCGGACUGGUAUUAGGGAAGGACUUCCAAGAGAUUUACCACGCCCUUUAUCAGUUGGACAGAGAGUGAUUGCAAUUCAUCCUAAAACAAGGGAACUGCAUGAUGGGAGUGUACUCACAGUUGAUCAUGACAAGUGCAGGGUUCGGUUUGAUCAUUCUGAGAUAGGAGUCGAAUUUGUCAUGGAUAUUGAUUGCAUGCCUUCAAAUACAUUUGAUAACAUACCAGAAGCUCUGAGGAGACAAUUUGUUGCUUCUAAUAAGCUCUCCGCAAUAUCUAAAGAGCCUCAAGUGAAUGGACAUCCUAAUUUUGGUGGACCCAUAAUAUAUGCUUCAGGUGGGCAUAUGGAGAAAGCACCCAUUACCAUGGACACUUUAUUAAAACAGACACAGGGGGAUACAAACUGUGCCAUUCCGCAAGCAAAAUCAGUGGCUACGGACAUUGCUAGUGCACAACAAGCCUAUGGUCAACCUUGUACGGUGGCACAGAUCCAAGAAAGGGAAGUUGAUAUACGAGCAGUUUCUGAGCUGUACCAUUCUCUUGCUAAGAAGGAAGUAUUGUUAAUGGAACUUAAAAACACUAACAAUGACAUAAUGGAAAGCCAUAAUGGUGGAGAUGGCUCUGUAAAAGAUUCUGAACCUCUCAGGAAACAUAUUGCCACGGUACUUGUACAGCUAAAGGAAGCCAAUGGCCAGGCUUCUUCCGCUUUACUUCAUUUGAGACAAAGGAAUACAUACCCUGAAAGCUCCCUACCGCCUUGGCUGAAGCUCCCAGCCAACUCUAGUUUCUUAGGAAGCCUGACAAAUACUUUUGAUAAUUCUUAUGCCUCACAAGAAUCUGGACCUGCGGUCAUUGAAAUAGUCAGAGGGUCAAGACUAAGAGCACAUACAAUGGUAGAUACUGCUAUUAAGGCAUUGUCAUCAAUAAAGGAAGGGGAAGAUGCUUAUAUUAGGAUUGGAGAAGCUUUAGACCAUAUAGAUAAGCGGCAAUUCAUAUCCGACUCUAGGGUGCCAGUGAUCAGGUCUCCAGAGCAGGUCAAUGGCAGUUUGAGUCAUCACAAUCAGUUUGUUUCCGGUGCAGCAGAGCCCCUGCUUACUAGUUAUGCAUCUGGUCCCAAAUUUCAGGAUGGUUCUAACAAAAAUGAGACACAAAUCCCCUCGGAGCUUAUCACUUCAUGCGUUGCUACAAUGCUCAUGAUACAGACGUGUACUGAACGACAGUAUCCUCCAGCCUAUGUGGCUCAGAUAAUCGAUUCUGCUGUUUCAAGUUUGCAUCCAUGCUGCCCUCAGAACCUGCCCAUUUACAGAGAGAUAGAAAUGUGCAUGGGACGCAUUAAGACGCAAAUACUGGCUCUGAUACCAACUUGAAUCUUCCCAGUCUGCACCAUCUACCAUGUAAAUAUUUUGGUUAAAUCUUGGUUUAGGGUUUAGUUUAGAGCUUAGCUAUGAAUUUUUGUUUCAACUAAUUCAAUUAACAAUUAGCCAUUGUUAGUAUCACCCAUUAGUAACGUGCCUCAAAAGUAUUUAACUGGGCAUUUUUUUUUUUCCUCCCAUUUCCUCCCAUUUAUACUUUGUAAUGAGCGGCUAUUGUAAUUCAUCCCAUUCACAAUACUUUUGAGUUGAAUGUAAUUGGAAUUAUCUGUCA